Molecule: messenger RNA, 1161 nt
Organism: Purpureocillium lilacinum
Lineage: Eukaryota; Fungi; Ascomycota; Sordariomycetes; Hypocreales; Ophiocordycipitaceae
Source: RefSeq, a predicted model, not a curated record
AUGUGGCUGCUGCGGGCAUCCAACGGCAGAUCCAGACGCAUCGCGAUGGGGCCGCGAAACGGACACCAGCCAAGCCCGCCCUUCGUGCCCGACCAGAGGCAGAGGCCCCCGUCGACCGGCACGACCUACCUGUUUUCCCCUGCGGGCCUUGGGCAAGAAGGACAAAGAGAGUUGGAGCCGACUUGCAUGCCGGCUAAGCGCAACGCGGCAACCCGGGGCCCGCGCGGUGGACCACGGCUCCGUGUAAGUCGCCGUCUCAGCGGGGCACGGGCCGGCAGCAGCUCAGACCUCCCGGGGGGCCAGCCAGCGUUGCAACGCCAUAGGCAUAGGCAUGGGCAUGGGCACUGUUUGCGUUUGCCUGGGUCGGCGGACGUCGACGACGACGACGCGCGCUGGUUUGUCGGCUGGUGUGACGUGUGCGACCAGAAAGCGGCUUUACAGCCCGACCAUGACGGGGUGUCGUUGCUGGUGGCCCCCUCGGGCGUCCACAGCAGGACAUCACGCGGCGACGAGACGAGACGAGGCGACUCGAGACGAGCAACGGGCGCGAUGGACGACGAGGCCCAAAAACAACAACCGGUCAAGCCAAAAUACUACGAGUCAACUCUCCCGUCGUCUCGAGGGGCAGGACAUACCCGACGUCGCGGUGGCAAACGGGUCGAACAGGGACACGUACAUGGCGUUCGACCUGGGACUCGUCACUCCCCGUCGCUCGUCGAUCGCUGGACGGACGGACCCGAGACCCGGCGGGGCGGAGGGACAGGACACGGGCAUGCAGGAGACGUGCUGCAGCAUAUGCGGUGGACGGACGAUGAGCGAUGGCUGGCGAUAAUGAUGGCAGGGCGCCCCAUCCGAGCGAGACGACGAGGGGAGAGAGGGCGGCGGCGGCGGCGGCGGCGGAUGCGGGCGCCACAGAAGAGGAGAGUGGAGGGGCGGCAGUUGCUGGAGGAAGGAACGAUGGAUGCAACCACAUGGGCGACCGCAUCCGCAUUUCGCAGCGCAGCGCAGCGCAUGGCCUCGCAUAAGGUGCAUCUGCGGCAGGAGGAGCAUCUACCUACAAUCUGCCUCCCAUUGUCUCGCCCUGGCCAGAUACGCGGCUUUGUAGCUGGCAUCAUCUCCAAUAAACCUCGAGGCACGGGCACCCACCACGAGGCAAGGUAA